UAACCUAGCUUUUAUUCGCGAAAUAUGUCAACCUAAAGGCAACCAUCUGUUCGAAUUAAAAUAAACAUUGUUACUUAUGUGUAAGUAAAUUGGGCAAUUUGUUGUCCCGUGAAGUUUAAGUGUUCAACUGUGUUUUUCGGGCUUACUAGACGAAAACGUAUGGCCCCAGUUAAGCCUUGAAGAAAAUCCGACCGUCAUACCUAGUGUUUUUAAGCAAGCUAACAAUGGUGUCAUUAUCUAGUACUGAUUUAUGAUUAGAAUUUUCAUGUACUUUUCGGUGCUUUGUUAAAAGAUUACAAGCAAAAGUUUAUCAGAGCAAAUUUUUGUGGCCAAAGCACAAAAUCUUUGAACAGCUCUUUUUGCUAUCCAUAAAUUCAUAGAAGAUAAAUGCAGACUAUUUUUUUGUUUGGUGCACUGAGCAGCAAUAAGUGAAAAUAUUGGCACCUUGGCUUUGUGAGAUCGGAUUGCGAAUAUAAAUUCAGUGUAUUUUUGUAAUUGUGAACACAUUUCUUCGGAAAUAGUUGCAUUCGAGUAUUUUGCUCAUUUUUGCAGGCGCCUGAAAUCACCACUAUGCGACGGAGACGACCGUUCCGACCAGGCCCGUCAGGAAGCGGGGGUCAUCCUAAAGACCUCAAGGGCCAGCAGAUUGGGAAGUGGUAUGCGAUGAGAAACAAAUCUCGAAACGAGCUGGAGAAUCGGCGUCUAAAUAGGACCCAGAUGGAACUGGGAGAGGCUUCAAUGAGUGGCGAGCAAAGGAAUGAUUUAAGGCGGCAGUACCAGGCGGAGAAAAAGGACAAACAUGAGCAGGAAUUACGGAACCAAAUAGAGCGUGAGCAAAAAAAACCGUUGGGCAGCAUAUUGAUCUCUGAACAGAAGAAAACUCGUAUAGCUGAGAUUCUCGAUCAAAGGGUCCACGCCUUUCUGGAAAGGUUUUUGGAGAAAAGCAGAAGCUGUAAACACCUACCGGAAACCGACUUUAUGGAUGAGUUUCAACAACACAUCACCGGUAGCAUUAUGGAAAAAUUGAAGGAAAACCCAGGCAUUAGAUUUCAAGGAAAAUGCGACAAAUUGGACCAGCGAUUGCUGACAGAAUUGCAAGCUAAAUCAGCCUCUAGCUCGUAUCAGAAAAUGCAAAAGAUCCGCCAAAUGUUGCCUUCCAUGCACAUGAGGCAAAAAAUAUUGGACUUGAUUGAAAACAACCAGAUAACAGUUAUCAGCGGCGAAACUGGGUGUGGAAAAACAACCCAAGUUUCACAAUUCAUUCUGGAUGAUUUCAUCGCAAAGAGCAAAGGCUCUGAGUGUAAAAUUAUCUGCACUCAGCCUCGACGGAUUAGUGCCAUUGCUGUAGCAGAAAGAGUAGCCUGCGAACGGGAUGAAAAACUUGGAAAUAGCGUUGGCUUUCAGAUCAGACUGGAAAAGACUUUACCGCGAGAGAGGGGCUCAAUAUUGUUCUGCACGACUGGAGUUGUAUUGCGAUAUAUGGAAAGUGAGCCGGCGUUGCGCCAAGUCUCGCAUCUGAUCCUUGACGAAAUCCACGAGCGAGAUAUUACGUCCGAUUUUCUUAUCACCGUCCUAAAGGACGUCGUUCAGUACAAUUCUGAUAUAAAGAUUGUGCUGAUGAGCGCCACUUUAAACGCGGACGCUUUUUCGCGGUAUUACAACGGCGCGCCUGCUAUUAACAUUCCAGGCUUCACCCACGAUGUCCAGGAGUUCUUUUUGGAAGACGUUCUGCAGAUUACAGGCUAUCAAGCAAAAAAAACCACUCCAAUCUGGGUGGUAAAGCGGGAUGCCUACAAGAAUAGGGAAUUUACGGAAUUUGUUCAGCCAUUCAUUCGACAAUUGGAGGCUAAAAAUAAGUACAGCAGGGACGUGCUGAACCAGCUGAUCAAGAUGGAAAGUGAGCAGUUAGACGUUAAUUUAGUGUUCGAGCUGUUGAGGACUAUUUGCCGGAAGGGCCAUAGCGAUGGGGCCAUUUUGGUGUUCCUGCCUGGGUUUGGCGAGAUCAACAAACUCUGCAACCUGCUCACAGAUUCGCACCAGUUUCCCCCUCGUAGGUACCUGAUCAUUCCUUUGCAUUCCCAACUGCCAACAGUCGAUCAGAAGCGGAUCUUUGAUCCGCCUCCUCAAGGCAUCACCAAAAUCAUCAUAGCCACAAAUAUAGCGGAGACUUCGAUAACCAUUGAUGAUGUUACAACCGUAAUCGAUUCCGGUUACAUUAAAGUGAGCAACCUGGAUCCGGCCACGGGAAUUGAAACUCUGAAGCCUGAAUUGGUUUCUCAAGCGAAUGCUGCUCAGAGAAGGGGUCGAGCUGGACGUGUGCGACCGGGCGUUUGUUAUCACAUGAUAACGAGUUUGCGAUACCAGCUUCUGGACAAAUUUCUCAAGCCGGAAGUAUUAAGAAAACGGCUUGAAGACGUAAUUUUGUUAUUGAAGAUGAUGCAGCUGGGCGAUGCGGAGUCUUUUCUGGCAAAAUUGAUGGAUCCGCCUGAAGCUGAAACCGUUAAAUCCUCUCUGCAAGUGCUAACGCGACUCGGAGCGCUCAAUUCGGAGGAAGCACUCACUCCUCUUGGCUACCACAUGGCUAAGCUGCCCAUGCCGGCGCAGUGCUCAAAGAUGUUAAUAUUGGCCACCAUAUUUAGCUGUAUUGAUCCGAUUCUGUCGGUGGCGGCCUCAUUAGGCUUUAAGGACGCCUACCAAUUGAGCAUUAUGGAAGAGGAGUUUGAUGCGGACAGGAAAAGGCAGAAAUUGGCUCAAGGAACCCACAGCGAUCACCUUUGCCUACACUACGCCAUACGAGGCUUUGAAGAGGCUCGGGAGCAGAACCAGUUCUGUCGCGAGUACCAUUUGAGCGGUCCCAUUCUUCGUCAGCUUGUACAGCUUCGCAAGCAAUUCGCUCAAGACCUAUUCGAUAUGAAACUUAUCAGUGAUCCGGACCCACAAAGUGCUACCCACAACAUAAACAGCGAGAAUGUUUGCAUUGUUAAGGCAAUCAUUGCUGCAGGAUUGUACCCCAAUGUUGCGGUUAUCGGGAAAACUUAUCCUAGGGAAGUGCAUUUGCACUCCAGAUCGGGAACACAUGAGAAAAUGAUUCUGCAUAAGAAGUCAGUUCUGGCUCAAAACAAUUUGUUCCCGUCGCCGCUUAUUGUUUAUUAUUUGAGACUAAAGACGUCUAAGAUAUUUGUUUAUGAUGCUUCCGUGAUCUGCCCUUUGUCGCUCGUUUUCUUUGGAGAUCAGUUCAAGAUCCACACCAGAAACGACAAUGCGGAUUCUUUCACCGGCGUGUCUGUGAACAACAACAUUCGUUUUAGAUGUUCGCCGUCCACAGCGCUGGUUUUGAACAAUCUGGUGGAACAAUUAAACCAAAUCCUGGAAUGGUAUGUGUCGCAUCCGGGAUUCAUGAAGUGGAAUCUGGACAGUUACGAUACCAAAGUGUUGAGGCUAAUUAUCGAUAUGAUUACAACUGAAGAACGACAGGAUUUCGAUUUCAGCGAUUUUGAAGACCGCUGGUGAUUUGGAAGUGGAAUGUUAAUGUUUUAUCUACAAUAACAGUUGUAUCUGGA
Dendroctonus ponderosae (mountain pine beetle) is the source of this 3560-nucleotide messenger RNA. Its product is annotated as ATP-dependent DNA/RNA helicase DHX36. Gene Ontology annotation, cellular component: nucleus; intracellular anatomical structure; cytoplasm. The coding region runs from base 571 to 3510 and encodes 979 amino acids. Lineage: Eukaryota; Metazoa; Arthropoda; Insecta; Coleoptera; Curculionidae. The transcript is spliced from 20 exons. The record is from RefSeq and is a predicted model, not a curated record. Gene Ontology annotation, molecular function: DNA helicase activity; ATP binding; G-quadruplex RNA binding.